Messenger RNA from Naegleria lovaniensis, 1755 nucleotides. RefSeq lists its product as uncharacterized. The coding region runs from base 1 to 1755 and encodes 584 amino acids. The record is from RefSeq and is a predicted model, not a curated record. The transcript has a single exon. Gene Ontology annotation, molecular function: acyltransferase activity, transferring groups other than amino-acyl groups. Lineage: Eukaryota; Heterolobosea; Eutetramitea; Acrasida; Naegleriidae.
AUGUUGCACUUGCUUUUGAGCCUUGUGGUGUUGCUGGCAAUUGUCGGAUCAUGUUUGAUAUUGCCCUUCUUAACGUUUAUACAAUAUCCCAAACGAAAUAGAUUUCAAUUGAAACAAGUACAGAGAGAUGUUUCAUUUUCAUUCCGCAUGCUUAUUCAAUUCAGAAGAAUUGUUUUAUUUAUUAUGGAUUCAUUGGUACAUCAAAUACAUGCGAGAUUUACAAUGCGGCCGACAUUUAAACCAGAAUAUGGAAAGCAUAUGAACUCAUCGGCACAAGUUGAAAUUGUAAAGCCAUCCGUGAGUGACCACCGAAAAUUUAGUUUAUUAUCUCCCUUUGAUGUUGCAUUUCCACCUUCUUUUUAUUGCUUCUUUUUCGAAGGAUAUUUGGAUAGAGAUGCAUUUUUACGAGCAAUGUCAAAAGUACUUGACGUGGUUCCUUCAUUGGGUGGUAGAGUGAUUCAGUUUCACUCCUUGCAUGAAAUUACCACAAAAGCAGAGGAGUGGUUCAAUGGAUUGGAAAAAUUAGAAAAAGAAGUGAUAAAAACGAGAUUACAUGUAGGACGGAAGCCAGUACCAGUGUUUGAUUUGAGAAAUGUUCAACUUGAAGUGGCGUUUGUCGACGAUGACACUAUCCAAACUAAUGAAACAGGACUUUUGAGCGCUACUGAACUAGCUAAACAUCUUUCAAUUCUAGGAUCGUUCAUGACCAUUGGACCUGUUAAGGUAGUUCACUCUGAAGCUUCAGAACCUCUCACACGAUUCCAAGUGACAUAUUUACGAAAAUCUAACAAGACAGCCCUAACUUUAUUCAUGGACCAUGCUGUUGGAGACGCGGCAUCGGUAUCCAUGGUCAUGAAGUUACUUGGAGAUGAAAUGUCAUCGAGGAAUGCUCAAUCACAAGCAGAAAAAAAGAAAGAGUUGCCGAUUCAAAAUGCAACAUCCUUUUUUAAAUACGUAUAUAAUAGAGAAGAUGAGAAAAUUGAUGACUUUGCAUAUUCUUAUUAUGAUCCAACUGCAUGUUAUUCUUUCUUUAGAGCUGAAGUUGUCAAAUAUUUGGAAAAUAUGAAGAAAAAUAAUUCGAAAAUUAUCUCCAAGGAAGUGACUGUCACAAAAAGACAAUUAGAUCAAUUGAAGAAAAGAGUUACUUCAGAAAAUAAGGAAUUAGAAGGAGCCAAGCUCACUAGCAAUGAAAUUUUGUCUGCCAUUCUUCUAAAAUCCCUUGCAAUAGGAGACAAGCAAAAUAGAUUUCGCAAUGAAAAAUUACUUACCUUACGUUACGUAGCAACCUGUCGAGAAAGAUGUGAUUUUAUUGCAAGUAAUUAUUUUGGUAAUGCAUUUGGAUUUAUCUUUAACAGUAGAACAAAGAAGCAACUAUCUGAGGCAAAAAUCAGUGACAUUGUUCUCUACUUGAAGCAAGUUGCAUUGAGAACUGUAGAUCAUCAUUCUUACUGGGAGGGAAAAAUUGAGGAAAUGUGUCAACGAUAUUUUGAUCCAUUACAAGUCGAUUUUGGUUUUCCAGCAUUUGAAGGUAAUGACAACUAUAUGGGCAUCACCAAUUGGGUGAAACCAAUGAGUUCUAUUGCCGAACAUUUUAGUGACAAGUCCUUCCUUGGUGUCAGUACUCUGUGUAUGCCUUUUCCUCACGUUAACAAGAUUUUACCUGCCUCAACAAUGUCUACUGAUGGAGGUUUAAGGCUGGUUUUGUCCCUCUACGAACCUGAAUAUUUAUACUUUAUUAGCGAAAUUUCCAAGUAG